This is a messenger RNA of Parus major (Great Tit), 10471 nucleotides long. RefSeq names its product GRB2 associated binding protein 1 (gene GAB1). The record is from RefSeq and is a predicted model, not a curated record. NCBI's taxonomy places the organism in Eukaryota, Metazoa, Chordata, Aves, Passeriformes, Paridae. The transcript is spliced from 12 exons. The coding region runs from base 1263 to 3197 and encodes 644 amino acids.
GAAUGAGUUAAAAAUGGCAAGUAGCUGUCUUAUAUAUACUGGGCACAAAAAAAAUUGAACAUAAUGAAGUACUUGUGAAGUAUCCUUAAGGAAGAAAAAGGUCUCUAUGUGGGAGUGUGAGGAAGGAUUAAAACUGAGACAGUUGUUAAUCCCCCUUCCUUCUUUUUAAAGAAGGACUUCUGAGUAACACUGGUGAGAGGAAUAUCACUAAUUAGAAAGACUUAGAGAUAAGAUCAUAUUGGUUAAAACAAGGCUAAUAACUCACCCUUUCAGGCUAAUUCUGCACUGCAAAUUACUUUAUCUUGCAUAAAAUACAGAUACUGGUUUCUUAGUUUCAUGUCUGCUUCUUUAGCCUUUUCUCCUCCUUUCCUUUCUCUGUAGAAAACUUUUUGGCGAGGCUAUUGAUGCAAAUUUGACCUUUAAGUUUUUGACUGAACAGCUCAUGUAUCAGGAAAUAGCUUAGAAUGUGCAAGAUAAUUUAUUGCAGGAAUUUGGUGCAUUUUAUCACUCUUUUAAAGUUCCAAGGUCUUUUAAAAUUCCGUAUCUCUGGUCUUACCCUUCACUGCAGGGAGGCUCUGCUUGUCAAGUGUCUGCGCGAGGUGCUCAAUGGUGAGGCUGAGAUGGUGGUUUUAAGUGCUUUGGUGUGUGAACAGUGAACAGCUAUCCAGCAGGGAGGGAGAUGUCCGUCUGUCUGUCUGUCUUUUUUUGUCUUGUAUCAAACUGUGUGUUAGGUGGCUUAGCAAGUGCCAGCAUGGAUAGCACUCCAGUGCUGGUCUCAUGUGAACAAGCCGCUCCCUUGCCCAUCCCUCUCCCUGCUGGCUGCCGAAGGGAGAUUGCUGAGCAGAGGGUGCAACUCCCUCCAUUUCCCCUGCCUGUUGCUUCUGUGGCCAUAUUAAUAAGGAGCAGUUGGAGUCACUCCGUUGGCUGUGGGCCAGCCUGUGCUGAAUGUGCAGCUGGAUGUGAAGACCACUCUAACACACAGGCGGGGAUGUGAGCCAUGGAGAAGGGCAGCACCAAAGGCACAGGCAUGGAAGAGAAGAUGGUUUGUGCUUCGGAGCGGCCGCUUAACCGGGGAUCCAGAUGUCUUGGAAUACUACAAAAAUGACCAUGCCAAGAAGCCUAUUCGUAUUAUUGAUUUAAAUUUGUGUCAACAAGUGGAUGCUGGAUUAACAUUCAACAAAAAGGAGUUUGAAAACAGCUAUAUUUUUGAUAUCAACACUAUAGACCGAGUUUUCUAUUUGGUAGCAGACAGUGAGGAGGAGAUGAAUAAGUGGGUUCGAUGUAUCUGUGAUAUCUGUGGGUUCAACCCUACAGAUGAGGAUGCUGUGAAGCCACCAGUUAGUUCUUUGCAACCAUCUGCUGAGUUACCCUUGCCCAUCAACACUUCACCACCUUCCAUGCAAGCAGAAUCUUCCCUUCCUUCUCCUUAUCGGCUUAUUAACAUCCCCCCUCUGGAGUCUUCCUCUGGUCAAGAAGAUCCUCAAGACUACUUACUGCUAAUAAACUGUCAAAGUAAAAAACCUGAACCUAUGAGCCAAGGGUCACCUUUUCUCUCAGAAGAAGGGCAGGAAUACCUGCUAUUAGAAGACUUUGAAAGUAAAAAGAUUCCACUGCAAUCUCAUGCUGACUCUGCAAAAUCCAGCUCUUCAGAAACAGACUGCAAUGAUAACCUGCCCUCCCACAAAAACCCUGCUCCAUCAGUGAGCAAGCAUGCUGUGAACGGCUUCUUCCCACAGCAGGGCGUCUACGAUUCCCCACCUUCUCGUUCCACGCUGAUGCUGGCAGACUCCAGCCUCUACAACCUGCCUAGGAGUUACUCCCAGGAUGUUUUGCCCAAGGCAGCAUCUCCAUCUGGGACUGAUGCCGAAGGAGAGCAACAUGUUUUCAAUACCCCAUCAGCAAUGUCAUUAGACGCACAGAUGAGGCACAUCUCCAUUAGCUAUGACAUUCCCCCCACACCUGGAGGUACUUAUCAGAUCCCACGAACUUUCCCAGAGGGAACAUUGUCUCAGACUUCAAAACUGGAGACUAUUCCAGACAUCCCUCCACCUCGGCCACCCAAACCUCACCAGGCGGCAGAUCGAUCUCCUGUGGAAACCUGUAGCAUCAGUCGCACUGCUUCAGACACUGACAGCAGUUACUGCAUCCCCGCCACAGGAGCGCCGCCCUCACGCAGUAACACCAUUUCAACGGGAGAUUUGAAUGUCUUCCGGAAAGAAAUUAGUUCUCAAGACUGUUAUGAUAUUCCACGAACGUUUCCGAAUGACAGAUCUAAUUCAUUGGAGGGCUUCCAUAACCACUUUAAAAACAGAAGCAUGUUGACAGUGGGAAGUGUUUCAAGUGAAGAACUAGAUGAAAAUUAUGUCCCAAUGAAUCCCAACUCUCCUCCACGACAGCAUUCCAGCAGCUUCACUGAAUCCAUCCAGGAAACAAACUAUGUACCAAUGAUACCAGGAACGUUUGAUUUUCCAUUAUUUGGAAAGCAAGUCCCUCCUCCUGCUCACAUGGGUUUCAGGUCCAGCCCAAAGACCCCUCCCAGACGGUCAGUACCUGCUGCAGAAUGUGAGCCACCACCAGUGGAUCGGAACCUCAAACCAGACAGAAAAGGUCAAAGUCCUAAAAUUUUAAGACCUAAACCACAUGGUUUAGAGCGAACUGAUUCACAAACCAUAGGUGACUUUACUACAAGAAGAAAGGCAAAACCAGCUCCACUAGAAAUAAAACCUCUGCCUGAAUGGGAAGAAUUACAAGCUCCAGUUAGAUCUCCUAUCACCAGAAGCUUUGCAAGAGACUCCUCCAGGUUUCCCGUGUCUCCCAGACCGGAUUCAGUUCAUAGCACAACUUCCAGCAGUGACUCGCACGACAGUGAAGAGAAUUAUGUAUCCAUGAACCCAAAUCAGUCCACUGAAGACCCAAAUUUGUUUGGAAGCAACAGCCUUGAUGGAGGAAGCAGCCCUAUGGUAAAACCUAAAGGAGAUAAACAAGUGGAAUAUUUAGAUCUGGACCUAGAUUCGGGAAAGUCUACCCCACCUCGUAAGAAAAAGAGCAGUGGCUCAGGAAGCAGCGUGGCAGACGAGAGGGUUGAUUAUGUUGUGGUGGACCAGCAGAAAACACUGGCCCUGAAGAGCACGCGGGAGGCGUGGACUGAUGGCAGACAGUCUACGGAGUCCGAUACACCCACAAAAAGCAUGAAGUGAAAACACUGCCUUGUCUUCAAGGAACAAAGUGAAUUUUGAAGAAUCACAGAACCACAGUGGCAGUGAUGUUUGGCUGUACAGUAUCUGAUUCUCCGGGGUGGGAAUCAGUUCCUCACUGAAUAGGAUGGAAGCCAAAGGACACUUAGAAUAUAUCAAAGGAACUUUAAGAUCAUGAAUUUGCUCUGUGGUAUCUGGAAAAAUCACUGUAAAUAACGUGUAAAAUAAUAUCACUUAGCUUUCAGAAAGCCUUUUGUUCUGUAGUUAACACAUUUGUAGUAUUACUGUGUUUAUGCACUUUUUCAGUUACAAUGUUGGUUCAGGUAUUCCCAGUUAGUGUACCUUAAUGCCUAAUUCAUCUGGAGAAUUCUUUUUUCCUUACACUACUAUUCCUUACAAUUUUAGGUUAAUUAAGCUACAUAUAGCUACGGAAAUUAAUAUUUGAACUUCAUUUUAACAACUCAAAAUUGAUUUUGCAGAAAUACUUUCACAAUUGAAUAAUCUACUUGAAAUGCCAAGAGACAACCGUUAGUUACAAACUCGUUUAUAUUUAAUACACACAAGAUUAUUUGGAAGUCUACAGGUUACCUUCCUAACAAAAAAUUGCUGUGAGUUAAUAAUAAUGAACUGGUCUGUGUUUAGACCUAAAAUCCUGGCUUAUAUGUUAGUUGUUAGUGGUAGAACUUCUAUUGUAUUUUAUUGAUGACAGUGUUCUGUGUUCAAUGGGUGAAGAUUCUGCAGGGUAGGAUCUUACACUUUCAAAGACUGAAUAAUUAAAUGUCAAGUAAGCCUGCAAACCACUGAUGGCAUGCAGUAAUAUUGUGAUCUCACACUUAUUAACAAGAAAUAACCUUUAUAUUAUUUACAGAAGGUAGAGUAUAUAAAUCAGGUACGUACCAAGCACUGUUGUGCUAACACACUGAUCAGGUUUAGACAAUGAGCUUUAGUUUUGUACUGUUUAGAAGUUCUAAUGUCAAUUUUCAGUUCAAGAUUAAUGGGACAAUUUGACAUUCACUUUUUGUAGUACUAGCAAAAUACUGUGAUUUUGAAUUAGACAUUAAUUCAAAUGGAAAUACUAUGUUUUAACACCAUAGUGCCCUUCUUAUGAGCUCUAUUUUACUUUAAUCUCCUGCUUGGCCUUAUAUUUAAAUCCCUAUGCAACUGAUAUUUUAUAUCUCUGUUUUUAAAAAUUAGAUAAUAUACCUAAAUGAUCCCCUUGUAAACCACUUGUUGCUCUUUCCUGGUACAGGAUUUUAAGCUCUGCAUACUGUGAUCCUUUAUUUUACUAUGCCAGUUCCAAAUAAUAAUCUGCCUUGGUUUAGAAACAUUUUUUUUGUUAUUUGGAAGAAGAUAGAAUUCUUUAAAUGUGUGAAUGAGUUAGGUCUAGAUAGAAAACUUACUAACACUUUUGUUUUAUACAAAUGCCCUCAAGUAAGUGAUUGGUUUCAUUUUCCUGCCAAAUUGUUUUGUUUUGUCCAGAUCAUUUAAAAGUUGAGCAUAAAGCUACAUUGUUUUCUGGCAUGUUGGCCUUCGUACUGUGCCUAAUCUACCAUCGGUUGUUUCUGUCCCCUCACAGCCACAAUCUACAGUAUGUAAAUUAUCUUAUUCUUAACAAAGGUUCUUUUAAAAUUAGUAAUAUUUUGAUGCUUUGAAUGUUCAUUUUAAAAAAGAAACUAAACACAAUGCAUUUUGAGGUGAAUUUUAAAUAAAUCAAGUUGUUCAGUUUUUAUGUGUAAACUCUGUCCUGUGAAGCAGCAAACAGAUGUCAGUGUGUCUGGGGAGGUGCUUGGAUACCAACCACGUUUUGUCAGAAUUGUAGAUUAUCUCCUAGUACCUCUCAAGAAAAAAAUGUACAGCUAGAACAAUUUUUAACAUGAAACUCUGAUUUAAAACUCUGUACUAAGAAGCCAAAUAAUGUGAAUUCCCACUCCUCUGGGAGCCAGGAGAAAAUCAGUCUCCUAGGCUGGCCUCUCUUGCUGAGGCAGUGGUAGAAAGUGGGUUUGCUCUAGGUUUGCUGAUUUUCUUUUACUGAUAGUCCUUUAUAGAUUACAGUUACUCUUUCUUCAUUUAAAAUUUGGCAGGAUUAACAACAUUAUUUGUUAUUAUGAUUGCAAAGCCACUCUUAAUUUGUUUUGUUAAGGAAAACGGGAGUUUCCACACUGUACAGAGAAUGUAACAUUUUCUAAGUAGCAUUCUACAAUUUGUCUUUAAUUAGAUUUCUAAGCAGUUUUUUCCCCAGUAAUAUUCCAGUAUUACAUUUUCCAUACUUACAUUUUGUCCAUGGUAUGUCCAUAAUCAGAGGUGUGAUAUUAACUUUUGAUGGUACAUCUCUUUUUCAUCAGGAGCUUCACAGUGCAGAACUAUCUGACCUCUUAGAUGGUCUAAGGAUGUGAAUAUAAAAUUGAAAAUGUGACUUCUAAAGUUGUAGGUGAUAGAAAGUGAAGCUUUCUAUCAGCCCUGUGUCACUUCCAGGUACUAGCUUGUGGGGAUACUCUAGUUGGAGGCAAACUUGUGGAAACUCCAGUAGUUACUGGAGUAUGCAAAAGUAGCUUGACAGUGUUGCUUGUCAAGUGUUCUUUUUUCAAAUAGGUAAGUUUUUCCUUGUUUCACUCAUACUAUAUGUUACGAGUUGCAGAUACAGUUUUCCUUGCGGUUAUGCAUCAUUAUAAUUUGCAAAUGUAUAUGUGCAAAAUGUCUUUUACAAAUACACAAUAUCUUACUCUUAAAAAUCAAAAGAAAGCUUGAUGCCUUGUGCACAAAGAUUGACUUGAGAGGUGAUUUGGUAUUAUUCCAUGGUGUGAUCUGAACAUUUCUUUAUCUGGUAAGUACCAAUGGCCACACUUUUACACACUGUGAUAUAAUCACUAUUACCUCAUUAAGUGCAGGUGCAAACACAGCUGCUCUGCUCCACUAAAACUUUGUAAUGUGACAUUGAAAAAGGUGAAAAUGUAAUCAUUAGUCUUUUUUCUUUACUGACAUUUGUGUUUAUGUAAAAAAAAAAUAAUAAUCCAUUCAUGCAGACAGUUGUGACAUAGUGCCACACUUAGGGAGUACAGACAAAUUACAGUAUGGCUGUUUUGAUAAAGUAAUUUAGAAUUCAUCACUUCUUGUAGCUAAUUAGGCAGUGAUGGGCACCUCUGUAGGUUUUGCAGUGCUUUAUGAGCCAAGCAAGAUUUUUACCACUGUGCAAUAUAAGUUUAGCUGUUACUGCAGCAAUAAAUUUUUAUAUGUGUGUGUGUGUUUAUAUAUGUAUGUAUAUAUACAUACAUACAUACAUAUAUAUAUAUAUAUAUACACACAUGCAGUACUCAUGCAAAAGUACUUUGGAAACUUAGCAGCCAUGGACAGAAGUUCCAUUCCCUCCUUUGCUAUAGAGCCUUGUGUCAUGAAAAGUGAAUGGAUGUUUAUUUGCUCAAGGAUAUCAAUGUGCAAUUUGGACAGCAGUAGUGUCAUUUCAUCUAUUGAAAUAUUUCAUACCUGUAGUUCUUAAGAAGCUCAGCACUUUCCACAAGUGAACUUAAAUUUGGAGAUUAUCCUCCGUGUUUCCUACAUCUGCUUUUGAUGUGUAUUGCACAUUGUGUAUUGCAUCAAACUGUUUCUUAAAUGCUUAUUUAUUGUUUGUUGUAUUACUUUGGGAUACUAGUAUGGCCCAUGACCACAAAAAAGGGUGCUUGUCUAGCAAUUAGUGUUCGACAGAAUCAUUGUGUUGAUUGGGUGUACAUGAACCAAAUCCCAAGCAAUGAGGUUUCUGGCUUUUUGCCUUAAUUGAACAAACAUUUUGAAUUCAGCUCUCAGCCUGACAAGGUGCAGAGUGGGAUACAAAGAAAAGGUGUUGAGAGGGUUAUGAACAAUGUCUUUGAUAUUUUAAGCUUUCCAGAAUAUGUUUAUGGUUCCGCAGCCCUGAUGUUAAUUUUCAGUAGUAAAAGUGGGAGGAGAACAGGUAUUGGAUGUAUGACCAGUUGAAAGGUUUUUGCCAUCUCGUUGUUAGGUAAACAGAGCUGGACUAUUCUGAUGCUAAUGGUUCUCUUUCUAGGUGGUCUAGAAAAGAAAAUUUACAUGGUUUAUUUGAAAGGGAUGAUCUAUGUUUGCUUCAGCUUUUUUAUAAGAAGCAGGUUAGCUGAAGUGUACAAUUGUGUUAUCUGCUGUGCACACACAGAGAAUAUUUAAUACACUAAAAUGAAAUAGAAAAAAUUCCUGUACAGUUUAGAACAUAAAGCACCAAUUGGUAAAAAGGAGACUCUCAAAGUUUUCCUGCAAUUAUAAAGCCAGCACUUGUAGUAAUCAUCAUGAUUUGCUCUUGAAAAUUCUCCCAGGAUCUCUCAUCAUUGCCAAGCCUUUUCCUGGUAAGUUGUAUCUGCAGUGAAAUAAAUAAGAAAAUGUGUAUCACAUUUUCAGAAAGGCCAAUCCUUGGCCUUAAUAAGGCUAAUCUUAAUAAGAUUUUAAUAAAUGCUCUUUGAGGUCCUGGGUUUAAUGUGUUUGUGGGGAAUUUACACAAGGUACCCAGACAGCCUGAUUAUUUUAAUCAGAAGGCCAGAAGAGGAGGAAAAUAUAAAUAUGCCUUAUUUUACCUGAAUUCCUACCAGACUUUAAAAUAUGUAAGUUUUCAUAUUUCUAUGUGCUUUUCAGGAAAUAUACUUUAGAGAAAGGAAUCACUACUUGUGCACUUGUGCUGGUUUUUGCACAAUUAUAAACUAUGCAAACUAGCUGAAAUAUUUAGUGUUUUUUUCUUUUUUCAGUAUGUGUUAGAGGUGAUGGAUGCAGGCCUGGGAGUUUAGAGAUGCCUCAGACUGGCCUGCUAGUGUACCUCAGUCUGGAGUUAAUUGCAUCAAAACAGUGAUUCAACCCUCUGCUGAGGUGAUCUUCAUAGUAAUAAUUAUAAAUCAUGGUGUGCAUAUUUAAUUAUUUUUAAAAAAUUAAUCAUAAUUGAAACCCAAAUGUUGAGAAACAAAUGCUAUUUAGAGUUCAGCUUCCUAACUUAGGCAUAAAGCAGCAUUUGAAAAUGCAUUAUGUGUAACAGGGUUCAAAUUCCCCAGGCACACAAAACCAUUUAGGAUGUUUUGAGGAGCAGAAUUUAAUAUUCAAGGCACUGCUGUCCUCUUUAAGUAAGUGAAAGUUCCAAGAACUUUUUUAUAAUCUAAUUUCUACUCAAUUAUGUGAAUAUAAGUUUAGGACUAAAAUUUGAAAAAUACUCCUUGUGUUUUACCUAUUUUUUUUCCUCCAUAAAUGAAAGAAGUGAUGAUUCUUAAGACAUUUUUGCCUUUAGCUCUACUCACUGACAGCCCAAUAUGAGGAAGCACAAAAUAGACUUAGCCCUUGAACUUUUUAAAAAGAAGGAAAAAAUAAAGGAGCCACCCAGGACCAGGAUUUAGGCUCUGAACCCCUCAUACACCAUUGGAUGUAGCUGCCCCCAUUUCCAGUGCUUGGUUUAGAAGCUGGGACGCAGAUCCUAUGGCCAGUACAAGGGAAGCACAACAAACUCUGAAAAAGUGGUUUGCUUAAAAACAAUAUCAAGAGUUGAAGAAAAAAUUUAGUUUUGGAGAGGGUUAGUAGGUUGGUUUACUCUGUGUAAAAUGAAUAGGAUAAUAUUUAAGAUUGUGAUGCAAGUAUACCUCAGUACUACCCUUUGAGAGCUAUGCUGUAUCUCACUACGAAUAUGAUUGUUCACCCCAGUUUUUUGGUAUCUGUGGUCUGUAUUUUUUGUAGAGCAUUUGGUGUACCAGCAGAAGGGCAAUCUUUGAAGUCUGGGAUCAAGGAACAGAAAAUGUUGGCUCCCAACAACUUUUUAGGUUAAGGGAUAAAUUUCCAAUGGAUAGUUCUAAGAUCUUGAGAUUUUUUCCUUUAGUAGAUGCAUUGUGUAUAAGGAUGGAAACUUGAAAUUAAUUGAGCAGUUAUUGUUCUGUAACUGGGAUGUCAUUCUGCUUAUAAAAAAAACCCAAGCAAAAUUUUAAAAAAUGUAAAUUAUUUAAAAAUAUUCAUUCUGUGCACACAAUGUCAGACUUUUCUCUUACUAGUUUUUAUCUCCCCUGCAUUACAAUGAUUUGAAUAAAUGCUUUUACAUUUUCUCUAGGACACUUAGUUCUUUGGUGAAGUCUUACUUUGAUUUCCUGUGUCUUUCUGACAUGAUUUUUCCCCCAACUAUUCUCUUUAAUUAAAGGAGGGUUGAAAACCAAUUACUUUUUUAAAAGCUGCCCUGUUUUUUGUGAGUGAGCAGGAGGUCUUUCUAAUGUAGCAAAUCUCUGCUGCAAUUCAGAAUAAUCACUACUGCAGAAAGGAAUUCAGACGAUGUAUACAAAGGAGUAACUCCAAAGCAGUGACUUUAGGCUAAUACAAAAGGCAUAUUCAUGUCUAAAGGGCUCAGGAAAUACAUGUGGCAGAAAACAACCACAGCCCACAGCACACAUGAGAGCCCACCAUUUUUGCGAUGAAAGCUGUGGUAGCAACCCCUGCAUGUCCUAUCUAUUCUGAUGCUAUAUUUACAGGAAAGUAGAUAUUUGUCAAUGUUAAUCGUCAAAGUGUUUUUCCAAGUCUUUCAUGAGUAUUUAAGUAUCUAAACACUGUGGGGAAAAUUGGCCCAGAUCACAACUGAAGAGAAACAUAGCAGCAUAUGAAAGGCAAGGAAACUGUGAAAAUCAGAUAAAGAUGCCAUGACAGAGGCAUCAAUGUAUGAAAUUUGGGUGUAGAGGCUGUCUAUAUGUGCAAUACAACUAGAGCUCUUACUUAAGGAUUAAAACUGCCCAUGUACUUAAAAUAGAAAAAUUGAAGUAUUAGGUCUUGCUUAAAAAAACAACAACUUCUUUGGAUUUAUACCUACCUUUCACUGAAGGUCUGUAUCCAACUUCUUAAAGUCCCUUUUUUCUCUAAGAACAACAGCAGCAGGAGGAAGUCUUGAUAAUCUCAACACUCUUUUCCAACCUACUUAAUUCUGUGAUUCAAUAAAUCAGGUGGCUUAGCUGCUGUGCCAAUAGGUGAAUGAAGUAAGUUUACCAAAAGCCUUUCCUUGCCCUGUCUCCCUCUGGUUGCAGUACUGUAAGGUGAAGAGUGAACUUCAUGAAAGGAAAAAGGGCCAGGGCAGAACCUGGUUGCUGAGAGGGAAAAGAACCCAGAGUUUUGAAAAGGGAAGGAUCUGUGUGUAGUAAAGUGUUUGUGCAUUAUUUUUUAUACAAAAAUGUGUCUUGCAUAUUGAAAAAAAAAUAUAUUUUUGCCUUUUGGUUAAGCCUUUUCAGUCAUAGCAGUAAAAAAAUCUAAUCAGAAAUAAAAUCUAAAAGCAUUUUACUUAU